CAGCGAACUGCAGCCCUUGCUGCUGCUCACGCCGAGGGGCCUGCCUCUCAGCCUUCCUGAUGCUCCUGCUGACAGCUCUCGCAGCUCUGAUCGCCCUGGUCGCCAUCCUUGGACCCCCGCCUCGCACGCCAGCAGUCCCACGGGGUGUGUGCUAUGCUCCCCACUUUGCAGACAAGGAACCUGAGGCACAGAGAGGUCAGGUCACCUGCCCACGGUCACACAACCGGCAAGUGGUUGAACUGGGGCUUGCACGCCAUCUUCGACGUUGAGCUCAGAGUCCUCCAUGUGGCCCCAGCCCCUCGCUCCAGCUCAGGUGGGGCUCAGGGAGGGAGAACUUGGUGAUGCCCUUGUGAACACCACCCUUGACCCUUCUGGGGCUCGCCCCGCCCACCCAGGGGCCCAGGCCUGUGUGACGCAGAUGAACAGGACGGGCUUCCUGUGCGACGACAGGAGCAGCUGCAUCCCGGCCAGCAGCGUCUGUGACGGCGUCCGCACCUGUGCCCACGGCGAGGACGAGGAGGAGGCCUUGUGCCGAGCUGUGCCCCAGAGCCUCCCUGGCUUUCUUGUGGCUCACUGUGGAGACCCUGCUUCCUGGAUCUACUCAGACCAAAUGUGUGAUGGGAUCAACAACUGCGGGGACUGCUCAGAUGAACUGAGCCCAGUGACUACCUGCCCGCCCUGCGGCCCUGGGAGGUGGCGCUGCCCCUCGACUGUUUUCAGAUACUGCAGCUGUAUCCCCAGGACCCUCUGCCGGGAUCAUGUGCAGCAUUGCUUCGACUGGUCUGACGAGUACUCCUGUCCUGGCCCUUGACUGAGUCACCCAGGCCAGAGUGGGCUGCUGGCUGGAAUAGGGUUGAUAACCCUUCACAUGUGCUAUGAGUCCAAGAACAGAAAGGAGUCUUUGAGAUCACGUAGAGGAAUCUACACACCAUUGUCUCUGAAUAGGAAUUGCCUCUCCUGCUUUCAAGUUUUUCAACCUCUGUUUGAAUUCUUCCAGGAUGGGGGGCUCAUUACCAUGUUAGGCAGCUCCUAACAAAGAUGAGAGAAAUCUGCUUCCAUGAUUUGUGGCCUGCCUCUGACGACACACAGAGGAAAUCUGCUCCUUUGCUCCAAAUACUGACCUUGCCACUCCUUGGAGAAAAAAUAAGUUUUGAGCUUGAACACCAAGCUGAGAAGUUUAGACCUUCUGGAUGGCACAUAUAUGAUAUAUAAUGCCACUUCCUGCUGCUUUGGUACCUAAGGCAGAUAUUGCUAGGUUUGGAUACAGCCUAAGUGUUUUUCUUAGCUCAAUAGUCCCAGUGGGGCCCACUAAUGGAUCACAUGAGAUGUACAUGAAACAGGGUACUUGUCACCCUGCCACAAGGAAGCCACCCCAGGAGGCUCUGAGCUGUAGGAAGAACAGCUUUUGGAGCCCCUCCUCAAGCCCUUCCAUCCCCUCUCCUCUGGACCACUUCCACCCUCACCCCAAGACCACCUGCCCAACCAAACAGCCCAGGUUCCUUCAAGUAGGGAUUGUAUUUCAGUCCCGAAGCCUGAGUGAACCAGCUGUUUCUUGGCAUACAUUCCAGUUUUACAGCACCCAGGCAGGCAAAGAUGGAUAUAUCCAUUAAACAGAUGAGGAAACUGUGGCCCCCAGGAUCAUACAGCAAAGUCAGGCUCAGAACUGGGACUCAAACACAGUCCAUGGUGUCCCAACCCCAAAGUCAUUUCUGCUACCAAUGUGACCCUAUCUUGGCCGGGGUGUAGGCCAAGAGUCUCUGGGUUUAAAAAUGUAAUUGAGGGUCAGAAAGUGUCCCACCCUUAUUCUGAAAGAUGGACUUGGAAUCUGGCCAAUAAGAGGGUUCCUGUUGAUGGAGACAGACAUAUCCCUGUUGGAAAUUAAUAUAAUCAAUUCUAUGUAUCAGUCUUCUGUGAGUUUUGAAUUAAAAAUGGACAUCUGA
Bubalus bubalis (water buffalo) is the source of this 1940-nucleotide messenger RNA. RefSeq names its product low density lipoprotein receptor class A domain containing 1 (gene LDLRAD1). The record is from RefSeq and is a predicted model, not a curated record. NCBI's taxonomy places the organism in Eukaryota, Metazoa, Chordata, Mammalia, Artiodactyla, Bovidae. The coding region runs from base 284 to 811 and encodes 175 amino acids. Gene Ontology annotation, cellular component: plasma membrane. The transcript has 4 exons. Gene Ontology annotation, molecular function: protein binding.